ACGCGCGUUACGAUCGAGGGAGACACCCGUGGGAACAGAGUUCUCGAGCAAAGGGUGGACUCGCAGAAGGCGCCUUCCUUCACAUAAUUUUCGGGGGAUGCAUCGACACAUAAGGCCUCAUGGUCACUGGGUGUUGGUGGAGGGAACAAGCAAUGCAACAAGCACCGUUGUAUAGUCACUCUCUCCGGCAGUCCGUUACCGUCAACAACCGAACUCGGUGUACGUUUACAAUAUUUCAUUUAAACUAUAGUCUCGGUCUCACGUGGAAAUAUAUAACAUUUUUUGGAUAAUUGUUUCAUACUUAUAUUAAUUUAUCUGAGUGAAUCGAUACAAUGUUUUCUUCAACGCCAUCGCCAAUAUCAAGGACUGUUCAGUAUAGAAAGGUAACUAAACCAUUACUGGAGCGAAAACGUCGUGCACGAAUCAACAGAUGCUUAGAUGAAUUAAAAGACUUGAUGUUUACGGCUUUAGAGGCUGAAGGCGAAAAUGUUGAUAAACUAGAAAAAGCAGAUAUUUUGGAAUUUACCGUUAAACACUUACAAAAGAUAACUAAAAGAGAUCCUAUCGAAGAAGCAUACAAAUUUCAGGAAGGAUUCAGUCAUUGUGCAAGUGAAGCAUGUAGUUUUUUGCUGUCGCUUCCCGGAUUAGACUCAGUAGUUGGUCGUAGAUUAGUCGAAUAUUUGGCUAAAUCCGUUUCCAGAGCAUUGGAAUCUCAGAUACCCCCGACGUUAGUUGAAAAAUCUCCUGUCACGGGGCUUCCCGCUAUUGCUCCCCCAUCUUCAACCACAAUAAAUAAUACUACUGAAAGACCCAUUAGACGAGACACUUCACCGGGUUUAACACCACCACCUCUUCUACAACCUCUCUCUAGAAUGGCCAAUCUAUCUCCACUUUCGGAUACUUUGUCACCUAAGCCAGUCGCCUUAACAUCUUCAAACCGUAGUCAUAUGGUGAUCAGACCAAAACCCACUCGACCAUUUGCUCCUCAUGACAUACAGCAAGCUAUGCAACAAGAUCCGAUGUGGCGACCAUGGUAAUCAAUAGAUGUAUGAUAGUGUUAUAAUUGUUGAGCUUUGUAACAAUUUAUGUAUAAUUACUAAAAUUCAACAAAAUGGAUUUCAUAAUUUGAAUUUUAUAUUUUUUUACAUAAUUAUUGAACUUUACAUGUUAAGUUUAGAAGUAUUUAUAUAUUUAUAUUAUAUUUUAGUCUAUAUAAAAUCUUGUUUAAAAUUAAUUGUGUAAAAACUAUAAUUUAACUAAAUACUUAUACACAAAUAUAUCAAUUUUUAUUGUUUACUGCUCCGUAUUCAGGAAUUAUGCCACCUGGGGAUACUCAAUUCUACCACCCCCAAUGACAAUUUUAUUUUGCUCGUCAAACAAUUUGUUUCUGUGAAACUAUUUAUAUUUUUUUAAAUGAGCAAAAAAAAAAUUUCUCCAGCUAUAUUAUAAUUUAUAAUGCUCGAUUAUUAUCUGGCAUUGUGUCACCCAAAGCUCGUGCUCCCAGUACUCCCUCAGAUUUGGCCCAGUUACUAUUGUAUCAUUGAUAUUUCCAUACGAGAAUUUUUAUAUAUAACAUAUUGUUUUCUGUACUUCUCGUUAAUGUCAUAGAUUUUUGUUUGUAAAUAAAUGUUUUAAUGAA
Daktulosphaira vitifoliae (grape phylloxera) is the source of this 1639-nucleotide messenger RNA. RefSeq names its product enhancer of split mgamma protein-like. Gene Ontology annotation, cellular component: nucleus. NCBI's taxonomy places the organism in Eukaryota, Metazoa, Arthropoda, Insecta, Hemiptera, Phylloxeridae. Gene Ontology annotation, biological process: regulation of neurogenesis; anterior/posterior pattern specification; regulation of transcription by RNA polymerase II. Bases 333 to 1037 code for a protein of 234 amino acids. The record is from RefSeq and is a predicted model, not a curated record. The transcript is spliced from 4 exons. Gene Ontology annotation, molecular function: DNA-binding transcription factor activity, RNA polymerase II-specific; RNA polymerase II cis-regulatory region sequence-specific DNA binding; protein dimerization activity.